This is a messenger RNA of Chara braunii, 1886 nucleotides long. NCBI's taxonomy places the organism in Eukaryota, Viridiplantae, Streptophyta, Charophyceae, Charales, Characeae. The record is from the annotation of a GenBank genome assembly.
UGCUGAUGAGAGACAAUAAAGCAUCGACUUCCAGAGAGUCGCUGCCGCCAAAGCAGGAGCAUGCACUUGUGGUUGCAUUUACAAGUCUUCAAAGGGCUUUGGGGAGGGGCUACCUUAAUGUCUUGAGUGAGAAACAGGCGAGAGUUGAUUCAAAAUGCCUUAGGAUGAUCCAUGAUCACACUGACCUGCUGUAUAUCUUCGUCUCAGGAGGUAAAGGUGCCGGAAUCUCAAGUGAGAAUUUGGAUGGGGACGCUCCCUGGAGCGGAAUUGCUAUCCUCAACGGAGUAGCGGAGGAGAGCGGUCUCUGAGAAGCCAGGAGAAUGUAACGGAGCACACAGGCCUUACUUUGUCUCAAAUGGGGAGUGAUGCCCACGAAGGAAAGCACCGAGCAACAGAUGAUAACCAGGGAAAGCACUCAGAAGGCCACCUGAGUGAAGUCACAGGUAAUCAUGCCUCCUGUGGGAGGAGCACACCGGCUGCGAUUGCUGUCGAUAACGAUUCCGAUGGUGGCAAACUGCGGGUAUUGGAUCAGCCAAAAGUUGUCAGACAACAGCAGAAGUGAGCAAUGGAGAAUGGUGGACCUCUGCAUAUGAAUGAAGUCUCAAGAGAUGGAGAUGGAGGUGAAAAGGGUGAGGCUGAGAAGUGUUGCACUUUCUCAUUCAUUUAGAAGGCAAUCUGCUGAAGCAUGGACACGUGAGGGGAAGCCAGAAGAGCAGCGGGAAAAUUGAAGUGCGCAUGCAGAUGCUUGAGUGGUGCAGGAAAGAGAACGAGAAAGUGGUUGUCUUCUCAAGGAGGAAGGCAUUGCUUGUAAUUCUGGAUGAAUUCCUGCAGAAGAAGGAUGAAUCAUCACCAGCCGCUGACGAUGAAGAAGUGCGCUGUGCAUUUGCAAGAACAAGCGACCGAUCGCUGCAUGAGCUGCUGCUAAUGUGGAGUCUGCAUCCGUGCAUUAGACACUGAAACGUCACUUGUGUGUUGUAAUCCGUGCAGUUCCCACCAGUUGUUGCAAAGAGACGACGGCGGCAAACUCUCUCUAGGCCGGGGGAUUGAUUGGUCGCGUUCUUCCUCACGAGAGCAUGCUCCUCGUCAAGGAGGGGAUUGAUUCGCCCAACCAGGGGCAGGUGGAGGGAAUUGCCUUGUUGGAAUGCGCAUUAAAAUUGACCAAGGCGCAGGAACCUAAGUGUUUUGUUACUUGGGUGGUUACCUAAUGAUGUGGUUGUCUGUGCACACUCACCCACGUGCUUGGACUUACCACGUUGGUUUUUUUUGUUUGUACUUUGGUAUACGCCGAGGUGCCUCGAGAAGGAGAAGGUGGCGGAUAUGUUCAGGUGGAAAGCCGAAAGGAGAAGGUGCAGAAAACAAGAACAAAGAUCUUUGAGUUGGCUCAAUACCACAUAGUCUGUGUGCUUGGUGUUGCUCCGUAGAUUGUAUGCUGGUGUUGAAUGCGAAAGCUGAAAGGACAAAGUGCAGAAGAGGUGGAUGAACAUCUUUGAGUUGUUCCAAGACCACGUGGUAGGAUCCUCUACUGCACCUGGGUAGUUAGGAGCUAGCUAGAAGCGCAUGGUCUUCAUCAAAUGCAAAGGUAAGUUAUUCCAUGACCACGUAGCAGGUGCCUGCCUGUACCACACCUCUGUAAUUAUGAGCUAGCAAAACCCAUGGUCUCAAUCACGUGCAGACAAAAAUUUUGAACGCAACAGAUAGGUUCUAAACAGCAUGGCGUGUAUUUCAGCAGAGGAUCAGGGUGGAUAGUUUCCUUGCAGAAGUAGGUGUAGAUGUACAGAAUGCCAUCAGGAUCAAUCAGUUUCCAGCAUACAAGAACUGGACUGCACGGGCGCAAAUUGCUGUCCAGGCGCAAAUCGGUCGUGAUUUGCCGUUUGCAGAUUGAAAUA